AUGGCUGCUACGGAUAUCGCCGAUGAUAUAAGAAACCGAUCUUCUUUCUCAGAUGGUGUUUUUCACGGUUCGUUAAUGAAUGAAGAAGGAUCGGAUAAAGAGCUUGAGUUAUAUGACUCUGACGGCGAGCUGAUAGAAUUAUCGAAAAACAAUGCCAUACACGAUAAACAAGAGGAUGAAUUGGCAAAUAUGGUUUCGGUGGCAGAGCAUGCAUGUUCUUAUUGUUCUAUUGAUUCUCCUGGGUGUGUUGUGAAAUGUAAUGCAUGUGACAAGUGGUUUUGUAACUCCAAGCAUGGCACUUCUAGUUCUCAUAUUGUGAAUCACUUGGUGAUUUCCCACCAUAAUGUCGUAUCAUUACAUUCAGAAUCUGACCUUGGUGCGACAACUUUAGAAUGUUACAACUGUGGCUGUAAGAACGUUUUUUUGUUAGGCUUUGUUUCCGCAAAGAGUGAAGCUGUCGUUGUCAUCUUGUGCCGUUUACCCUGUGCUCAGACAAAAAAUGUGAACUGGGAUACGGACCAGUGGCAAUCCUUGAUCGAUGAUAGAAAAUUGCUGAGCUGGGUUGCAGAUGAGCCUAAUGAGGAAGACCAGUUGAAAGCAUGUAUGAUUACACCUAGCCAGAUUUCUAAACUGGAGAUGAAGUGGCGAUCGAAUAAGAAUGCCACAAUUAACGACAUUGAUCUUUCAGAAGAGCAAGAGGAGAUUUCGCCUAUUUUAAUGAGGUAUACAGAUGCUUAUCAAUACCAGAGAUCAUUUGGUCCUUUGAUCCAAUUAGAGGCUGAUUACGAUAGGCAGCUGAAAGAAUCUCAGGCCUUGGAACACAUCUCUGUGACUUGGUCCCUUGGUUUAAAGAAUAGGCAUUUAGCGUCCUUUAGCUUAUCAACUUUUGAAUCUAAUGGAGUUAAAGUUGCGGUUGGCGACGAAAUGAUUUUACGGUACUCAGGAUUGAAUCAAACAGGGUGGGAAGGACGUGGCUAUAUCCUUCGUCUGCCGGAUAGUUUUAAAGACGAAUAUACUCUUGAAUUGAAGUCAACUAAAAGUUCUCCUCCAACAAACUUGACUACAGGCUUCACUGCUGAAUUCGUUUGGAAAGGAACCUCAUACGGCAGGAUGCAAGAAGCUUUGAGAAAGUUUGCUGUUGAUAAAAAAUCUAUCUCAGGAUAUUUAUACUAUAAGAUUUUAGGUCAUGAUGUUCCAGAUAUUGAGUUUGAAGUAGACUUACCAAAAGAGUUCUCAAUUCCAAAUUUCACUAAGCUAAAUGCCUCACAAAAGAAUGCAAUCAAGCAUGUUUUACAGAGACCGCUUUCUCUGAUCCAAGGACCACCUGGUACAGGCAAGACUGUCACGUCGGCCACCAUCAUAUACCAUUUGUCUAAGAUGCAUAAAGAGCGUUUAUUAGUAUGUGCUCCCUCUAAUACAGCUGUUGAUCAUCUGGCUGCUAAGUUACGUGAUCUAGGUUUGAAAGUUGUUCGUUUAACUGCCAAGAGCAGGGAAGAUGUAGAGUCCUCUGUGUCUGAUUUGGCUCUACAUAAUCUUAUUAAGAGAUCUGCUCAGGGUGAAUUAAAAAAAUUAUUGAGGCUUAAGGAAGAUGCUGGUGAGCUAUCCGCUAGAGAAACCCGUUUAUUCGCAAAAUUAGUUAGGAAGAAUGAGUCGGCAAUCUUAAAAAAGGCUGAUGUUGUUUGUUGCACAUGUGUUGGUGCUGGAGAUAAGCGACUAGAUUCUAAAUUUAGAACUGUUUUAAUUGAUGAAAGCACGCAGGCCUCCGAACCAGAGUGUUUAAUUCCAGUUGUGAAAGGCACUAAACAGGUUAUUCUUGUUGGUGAUCAUCAACAAUUAGGACCUGUUAUUCUUGAUCGGAAGGCUGGUAAUGCAGGCUUGAAACAAUCUCUCUUUGAAAAAUUGGUUUCCUUGGGCCAUGUCCCAAUUCGUCUAGAGGUUCAGUAUCGUAUGAAUCCAUACUUGAGUGAAUUUCCGAGUAACAUGUUUUACGAAGGCACCUUACAGAACGGUGUAACCGUGGAGCAACGUACCAUCCUGGAGAGUUCAUUCCCGUGGCCAAUAUCUGACAUACCAAUGAUGUUUUGGGCCAACUAUGGUAGAGAGGAAAUUUCAGCGAAUGGUACAUCUUACUUGAACCGAAUUGAAGCAAUUAAUUGUGAACGUAUAAUAACACGUUUGUUUAAGGAUGGUGUUAAACCAGCACAGAUUGGUGUGAUCACACCGUAUGAAGGCCAAAGAGCGUAUAUUGUGCAGUAUAUGCAAAUGAACGGUUCCAUGGAUAAGGAUAUGUAUAUGACAGUCGAAGUUGGUUCUGUUGAUGCAUUCCAAGGCCGUGAAAAAGAUUACAUUAUUUUGUCAUGUGUUCGUGCCAAUGAUCACCAAUCGAUUGGUUUUUUGGUUGAUCCACGAAGAUUGAACGUUGCGUUGACUCGUGCAAAAUAUGGAUUAGCCAUUCUAGGGAAUCCUACAUCGUUGUUUCGUAACCGUUUGUGGAACCAUCUAUUAAUCCACUUCAGAGAAAAAGGCUGUUUAGUAGAGGGUACUAUGGACAAUUUACAGUUAUGCACGGUGCAAUUAACCCGAUCGAAGAAUAGACGUUCUCGUAAAAACACCAAGAAUAGCAUCGAUAAAAACGAUAAAUGGCAAGGUGUUACUAACUCGUAUAAUAGUGAAUUUGCAGUUUCUAAUAAUGUGGAAUUUGAUAUGCAAAGUUUGAUGUCGUUUGGUGGUCAAGAAUUUAAUACAAUGUUUGCUCCGAACAGCGAUCUAUCGUCGUUCAUGAACAAUCAAUAUUGGGAUAUUUCUGAAUCAUUGGAUAACAUUUCUACAAAAGACCAACAUAAAUCAGUUGAGAAAAACGUUUAUAACGAGGAACAUAAAGUUGCUUCUAAUUUUGCAAGUCGACAAUUGGAUGGUUCCCCUUACAGACACGAGACUUUGGAAAAUGAAAGUGUUGAAGAUAACAUGAAAACCUUGGAUUCACUCAAGAAUCUGAACAUUCACGAUUAA
Molecule: messenger RNA, 3009 nt
Organism: Eremothecium cymbalariae DBVPG#7215
Lineage: Eukaryota; Fungi; Ascomycota; Saccharomycetes; Saccharomycetales; Saccharomycetaceae
Gene: NAM7
Product: ATP-dependent RNA helicase NAM7
Exons: 1
Coding region: 1-3009 (1002 amino acids)
Biological process (GO): nuclear-transcribed mRNA catabolic process, nonsense-mediated decay
Cellular component (GO): cytoplasm
Molecular function (GO): RNA binding; RNA helicase activity; zinc ion binding
Source: RefSeq, a predicted model, not a curated record